GAAACUAGUUAAUGGAAUACACUAACCACAAAGGUGUUGGAAGAGGAGUCCAGGACAUCAUCCUCACAGGCACUAACUACAUGCCUAUCACAAUUGAGAGAGACGGGUCUCUCAAGAAGCAUUUUGAGAGUUACCUUGAUUGAUUAUUUCAAACUUGCAAUGAACUUUGAAAGCCUAAAGAUGAGAAUGCCCAUGUUAUCCCAAAACCUCUGAACGAGGCUCUUCCAAGUAGAUUUGCUAAUCUCAAAUAAGAUAAUAAAUCAGGUGAAUCCUCGAUGCUUUUAUUCUCUUUAUUGGCUGGUUUUCUAUGAAAUUUUCCAAGAGAAGAAAAAGAGUGAACUACAGAAGCUUAUCUCUGCUUCAUUUGCAAAAGGGUAUAACCAGUUUUUCUGAAAUGUAAAAUUUGAAGAUAAGAAGAAAAAUUUGCACUUAAUUCCCUUUAUAUUUGCUCAUGCAUAUAUAAAGUUGUUCUACCAGAUGUUCCCAAGUAGUAGACUAUUAUUCACUCGUCAGUGCGGGCUAAAGAUCUUCCGGCUUUGUAUUUAUGAAAUGCAAGGAAUAACGGUAUCAACGACUUAUAUCGAGAUGUUCCUCCGAAGAAAUUUCAAGGAUGACCUACUCUCACUGAUUAGUAUUGCUACAUGUGAAAAGACUCCUGAAGAAGUAGAGUUCUCUGAAGAAAGAACUAUAGUGAAAGUCACAAACAAGGGUGAUAUGAGAGAAGACCUUAGCGAAAAGAUUGAGUAUAUUCUCGACCCAGUAAAAAGAGAAAGAUUAAAAUAAUAUGAAAAACAACAUUGUCAAAAUGUCUGAAGCUAUGCUUAAGCAGAAAAGAGAGAUGGAAGAGGAAGAAGUCCAUGAAGAGAAAGGUUUUGAUCAUGCUUUCAGGCCAGUAAAAAGAAAAAGUACUACAAAUUUUCUUAUGAAUUUCACCAAGGUAAAGCCAAGGAGGCAAAAACACUCUUCAUGUAAUCGAGACUUAAACAAAAAGGAAGAAGCUCGAACUUGUAGGCAGGCAUGGCUCACAAAUUGGAGGAAUUCAGGUGUUAAGUGCGCUGAAACUCCAAAUUUAUUUAAAAGGAGAAGGAAAUUAAGUCAGUACGAUACAAGCCCAUCUAAUAGUAAAGGAAUACUUUCAAAAAGAAUGAAUAAACAUAAUUCAGUAAAAAUAAUCAGGCCAAUGACUCAGGUUAAAAGGAGCAGGCAUAGUAUAGAUAAUAUUCCGAUUUCCAAGAGUGGCAAAUAAAUCUUCCCUCGUAAUUAACGUAGAUGCCCAGUAUGCAAUGAAAUCAGAAGCAGAAAGACUUAACAGGAUUGCCCCUAUUAAAGAGAUGUUUUGUUGAACAAUGGUCAGCCCAGCAAUGAAGAAAUUUUAUAAGUUUGAGAACUUAGUCACUUUAUCAAAGGUGAAUUUUUCAAGAGGGGAUUCACUUUUGUUUCCAUUAAAGAAGCUUCCUGAAGCCUCUAAGUUAUAAUUUUAUUUAAAAGUAA
Moneuplotes crassus is the source of this 1491-nucleotide messenger RNA. The record is from the annotation of a GenBank genome assembly. NCBI's taxonomy places the organism in Eukaryota, Ciliophora, Spirotrichea, Euplotida, Euplotidae.